AUACGUUACUUUGUGUGAUUCUUAACCCUCCCCUGGGUUCACUCUAUUGGGCUAAGUGUAGUGGGUGUUUAUUAGUAAUGUGGGAGGGAAAGGUCAGAGUGGUUGGGGAUAUAUUCCAAGCCUUUUAUCUGUCUGUUAGAAAGCAAAAUGAGAAUGAAGAUGAAGUUUGUGUUUCUGCUUGGUUUGGUAGCUGCAUCUGCUAGCCUGGACCUGGAUUCCUAUAGCCACACUGCUGUCCUGGAUGGGCAGGGCAAAUACAUAGUGCACUGGAGGCACCAAGAGAAAAACAACAUCACCUUCCUGCUACAGGUGGAGACCCUGGGCUAUGUGGGGUUUGGCUUCUCCCCUACUGGUACCAUGGCUUUUUCAGACAUAAUCAUUGGAGGAGUGGUUAAUGGCAAACCCUACUUACAGGAUUAUUUUACAGAUGAAAACAGCAGAGAUCUUCAGAAAGAUUCUCAGCAGAACUACAAUCUUGAAUAUGCAAUGGAAAAUGGCACGCACACGUUUUUAAAGUUCAGCAGAGACCUGAACACCUGUGAUAAUAAUGACAAACCUAUAACGGAAAGUACAAUACGAAUAAUUUGGGCUUACCAUCCGGAAGACAUUGGACCCACAGGACUUAAAUACCAUGGGUCUACCAGAGGAAGAAAAAGCUUACGUUUACUAAAUCCAGAGAAAAAAUAUUCUACAUCUAUGGACACCCAGUCCUUCAGUUUCACAAAUCAGAACGUUUCCGUUCCAUAUAAAGACACAACAUACUGGUGCCAAAUGUUUAAGAUGCCGAGGCUUGGCAAGAAACAUCACAUUAUUAAGGUUGAUCCACUGAUACAAAAAGGCCAUGAGAAUCUGGUGCACCAUAUACUGCUAUAUGAAUGUGCUAGAGAUGUGAAUGAGGAAGUACUGGAAUAUGGCCAUGAAUGCUAUCAUCCCAAUAUGCCUGAUGACUUCGUUAAUUGUAAUACUGUGCUAUUUGCUUGGGCCAUAGGUGGAGAGGGUUUCACAUAUCCACCACAUGUGGGAUUUUCCAUUGGAAUGUCAACAGACCCUAAAUAUGUUCUUAUGGAAAUUCAUUAUGAUAAUCCAUCAUAUCAACAAGGUUUGAUAGAUAAUUCAGGGAUUAGAAUGUAUUACACUCCGCUUAUUAGAAGAUAUGAUGCUGGUGUUCUAGAGACAGGCAUAUGGGUCAGCCUGUAUCACAUGAUCCCACCAGGUGUGCCUGUGUUCAGCUCCGAAGGACACUGCACUAUGGAAUGUUUGAAAGAGGCCCUGACCAAAGAGAAACCAAGUGGGAUCCACGUGUUUGCUGUCCUCCUACACGCGCAUCUAGCUGGUCGUGCUAUCAGGGCUCGCCACUUCCGUAAAGGAGAAGAACAACAGCUGCUUGCUUAUGAUAAUGAAUUUGACUUCAACUUUCAGGAGUUCCAGUAUCUAAAAGAGGAAAGGACACUUCUACCUGGAGAUCAUAUAAUUACUGAAUGUCAGUACAACACUAGCAUGCGAUCCACAAUGACAUGGGGUGGACUAAGCACCAGGGAUGAAAUGUGCCUUUCAUUCUUACAGUAUUAUCCAAGAAUUAAUUUAGCGAAAUGUGAAAGCAUUCCAGAAAUUCCCGGACAACUACAGUUUAUUGGCGUGAAGGAAAUAUACAAGCCAAUUACCACUUGGCCUUUCACAAUUAAGAGUCCCAAGCGGUACCAUAAUCUCUCUUUCACAGAAGCCAUGGACACUUUUCAAUGGUCUGAAAGAAAAGGAAAAAUCUUUAAUGAACAUGUCAAGCAAUUGCAAAUGAAUGUUAGGUGUUCCAAACAUGAAAGUGAUGAGUGGGACGUUCAUGGCAUGAUAGUUUCACCUCCUCAUCUGCAAAGGACAAUAAAGUCUGAAGAGUUAACUUGUGUAGCAACGUCGUCCGCUUGUUUAACCACUAACACAUUUGUGUGUCUUAUAAUUAUCACAUGGAAUAUAUUACUAACUGCAAGGAACAGUGUUUUUCUUUUGUAAAACUGCUUUACUAUUUCCUACACUAUUUUAUGAAGAGACAGAUGAAAUUGCACUUCUAUGAUUGUUAAUUUUUAUAUAAAAUAAAGAGAUUUUAUCAAAA
Messenger RNA from Bombina bombina (fire-bellied toad), 2101 nucleotides. RefSeq names its product monooxygenase DBH like 1 (gene MOXD1). Gene Ontology annotation, biological process: norepinephrine biosynthetic process; octopamine biosynthetic process; dopamine catabolic process. Bases 148 to 2001 code for a protein of 617 amino acids. The record is from RefSeq and is a predicted model, not a curated record. Lineage: Eukaryota; Metazoa; Chordata; Amphibia; Anura; Bombinatoridae. Gene Ontology annotation, cellular component: secretory granule membrane. The transcript is spliced from 12 exons. Gene Ontology annotation, molecular function: dopamine beta-monooxygenase activity; copper ion binding.